AUGGUAAAUUUAUCUUUCUUUUAUCUAAGUCUGGUAUGUAUGGUUAAAAGCAUUUCGGAAAUUGCUGAAUUGUAUAUGACAUCAUGCCACAAACAUAAUACAAAGCCACUACAAUGUAUACUGGACCACUUGAAGGCGGUAGAUCUAACAAAACAGUUGAGACAACCCUUGCUUUCUCUCAAGUCAAUACAAUUGGCGCCAAGUGAUUGCGAGGCAUUGGAGGAAGUCCUCAAAAGGGUGCAGUACAAAUCAAUAGACAUUUCCGAUUGCAAGCUCAACGAAACGGCUGCUAGCGCACUUUUUGAAAUUAUUGAAUACUAUGAGGCUACAAACGAACUAGAUAUAUCAUCGAAUGCCACCGGGAUGACGCACAGAGGAUGGCUUUCUUGCACCUACAUGAUUAGUCACAGCCAGGAACUGCAGGUGCUGAAUGCUGAGGGCAAUCCCAUUACAAAGAUUAGUGCUGAUCACUUGGGAAGUGCGCUCAACACAUCCAAUUUGCAUACAUUAAAAUUGGAACGUUGCGGCCUCAAGGGAGCACCGCUGAGCAGUUUGUGCUUCAAACUUUUGCAUAAUAAAACUUUAAAGGAACUGUGGAUAGCAUACAAUGAUUUGGACUGCAAUGAUGCCGAUACCAUAGCUGAGAUGUUGAAAGUCAAUCAUUACUUGGAAUUAAUUGACAUAAGCAACAACAAUAUUGGCGACAAUGGUUUGCGCCACAUUGUCCAGUCGCUAAUAAUGCAGUCAAAAGAAUUGGAAAGACGAACGACGUUUCAGCGCGCCGCGGCCAUUGACGACGACGAAAGCAUGUCACCGUUUGAGACUUCUGCGCCAGUUGACCUAUGCGAUGGUAAAGAAAUGGGCGAUUGGAACACCACAGACGAGAACCAUUCGGCUAUUAAAACCGAUUGCGACGUGGACGUUGAAGCGAAAUUUAAACAUCCCUUGAGUAAAAUAGAUGAAAAGCCCAGGGUGAUUGGUUGUGGGGAACCAAGUGAGGCGGGGGUAAAGCUUGACGUUGAACCCAGAUCCGUGGUGUCAACUUUUAAGCCGCCUUUGAUAUCAACUGUUGGUUCGACCAUUGAAGAAAUCGACCCGGACGAGGAUACGGAUGACACUGUGCGUUCGAGUACUCUAAAGGGUAAUUCACAAACGUCAGGUGGAGGACAGUCCAUGCUAGACAAAUUACUAUCAAUGAAUAGCGAAAGCAGUAGUGAAGAUGGUGUUUCCAACAUCUCCACCGAUACCUUAGCAGCGUGCUGUUCCGAAGACGCCAGUUUAAUAAGUGACGAUGUAUUUGAUGUCGCUGCUACAGUCACAGCACCAAAAACAAUGACAACAUCCGACACAUUCGUAAAGUGUCCGAACGACACGGAUUCCGAGAUAAGUGAGGGAACAACGGAGAUUUCGAGCCUCAUCUCUAAUCCUUCUGCAGCCAGAGUGGCUCUGGAACCAUCAGUAAGCAAAGCAGAUGUCGACAAACGAGAUCUCAUUACACCAUCAACAAACAAUUCAAGUUCGGCGCUGAUUGAACCAGCCGCUAUUCCCAUUUGUAAUGUUACAUUAGAAGCUCCGACAUCAAUUCAGACCCCUCUUGUAAAUAACUAUGUUAGCAUUAAUAACAACAAUGAUGUCAGCAAUGACAACAACAAUGUAAAUGCAACUUCGGUACCUGUACAAAAUACAUCGUCCACGAUUUUUUCUGGCAGCAUUGUUGAUAAGACUGCCGUUGCAACUAAUGUGGACAUCUACGAAGUGAAGGCGGAGGAACGAAACUGCCAGCAAAGUGAUGCUGACACAGGCGGCCGCAUGCUGAGUGGCGAGGCUCAGACGGCCUCUGACCCCACCAACUCAAUGCAACAUCAUGCUGCUAGCAAGGCUCUAGAUGUGAAUAAAAAUACCAAGCUGGGAGAAGACUUCGAUGACACCCACAGUACAGAUUCAGCAUUCGAAAGUGCCUCAGAAGGUGAUAUUAGUCGUCAUCUGCCAGAAGAAUUCACCCGCCUGUCAGCAUCCCUAGAAAGCACUCGUCUAGAUGAUCUGGCCAAAGAAUUUUCCAUAGAGACCGCAACAAUUGCUUCAGAGUCUAAUGAAUGUUUGAUCGCAGUGGCAGCCAGUGUGACACCGUCCUCUACUCCAACACCGCAGAAGAAACCGUUUAGUCAGAUAUCAACGCCCGUUUCGGAGAGGGAGCGUUCAGUAACGGAAGCAUCUAAGUCUCAGACAUGUCUUUCUAACUCGCUGCCGGCCACCGAAACUGUCCUUCCUCCUACGAUUCAAGUGGGAUUUGGAGUUCUUGGCGAAGCCAUGGAAUCGCCAAUAGGGCCAGUUCAUGAAUUUCGGGACAAAAUACCCAAAGUGACUAUUGCCCAGGAUAGUAUAUCACAGAAAAGUAAAGCCGUUAGCAUAAUAAGUACAAGUCCCAGUCAAACACCUCCGCCACCGUCGACAUCUCCCGGCGGAGUCAGUAGCGGUUUGAGACGCACCGAAUCCACUUGCGCCUUCUUAACACAAUCCACACGAAAUCGUUCCCAGAGCACUGACAGCCUGUGUAGCGAUAAUUCUUUAGAUGGCAGUAUUGGCAGUGGUGAUUUAAACUUCUCAUCGUCCGCACAACUAAACGAGAAACUUACGAAGAACGACACUCUAACAAGACAACAGCGACAGCUUGAGUCGUCCGGAGAGACAAGCGCUAGGUCGCCAGGUGGACUCAAGGCUCUUGCCUUGUGGAACAACAAUCUAACGAAGGAGGCGGGUUCUUCCAUUUCUGAUCUGCUGGCGGAAACGGUGUCACUAGAAUUGCUCAACAUAGGAAAGAAUUGUCUAACGAAUGAAUUCGUUUCCACAAUAAAGGACAGCCUGACUAAAAACACCACAUUGACCACCUUGGGCCUGCAAAGUGCAGAGCUGAGCGACAAGGGCAUUGAAACACUAACAUCGAUAAUGACAUUCGGAGGCAAUUGCACGCUGCAGCGGAUUGACAUUCGCGGCAACAAGGUAGAGGUGGACAGUCUGACGAAAAUAGCGGAAGUUUUGAAAUCGAACACGUCCGUAACGCAAAUUGAUAUCGACGACGAGCCGAAACGGCUUUCCGUGGGCAGUGAGGCCCAUUUGGACUAUGCGCGAGUGUUGGAGAACGUUCGUUCAAUGUGUGCGCGCAACGAAAAGACUCAACAACAGGAGAAGCCCUCAAUAAACACAAUGAGCAAACGAAAGGGUGGUUACUACUUGGGUUCGAGAAAAAUUUCUCUAACUUGCCAUAGCAGGCCCGUGGUCGACACCACAAGUCCAGUUGUCGUAACAUGUUCAGGGACCGCAAACAGCAAGUUAGACGUGAAACGUAAGCAAGGCACACGCCUACGGUCACCGGCUCCCAGUCCAACAACGAUAUCACCAUCUUCGUCCCCAAAUCGUACUAGCAGAUUUCAGGUAUUCCGAGUGUCUGAGGUUAGCCCUUUAACAUCACCCAGCACACAGAAACAAGUGGCAGGGGGGCUUGCUGCUACUAAAGCCAUGUCGAGCAGUAGCGUAUUCAUACAGUCUGUGCCCUCGGAUGUCGGCCCGAACGAUCCGAGUUAUCCAAAUUUGACGUCAACAUCGCUGCCAACUUCCUGUUCCUUGCCAUCUAUGGCAACGAUUUCGUCAUCGACUCAGUCCAUAAAACGAUUGUCGGUUUCACCUCGUUCGCGUUUUUUAGUACACAAAGUCUACGAGGACCCCAGCGUGCCACUGUCUAGUCGCACAAUACCCCCGAUAACUCCUCCCAUAAACCCCCCACCAACACCCAUGUCGAAGAGCUCCAAAGAAGCAGCAGCACAGCAAAUCAAUGAGGCUACCCCGCCUGCGAAGGCAGACAAGGGUGAUAACUACUUGCAGCUACUUCAAGCCAGGAGCUCCGCACAGUCUCCCUCCAUUACUUGCCCCGAAUCAUCCCCUAUUUCUUCGACGUCUCUAAGGCGUCGAGAGCAACAAGAAAGCAAUACAACCACCGAUUCUUGCGCAACACCUAUUCUGAAUGCCAGAGAACUUGGUCGAGCAACACAACAAAGUGAACAAAGUACAAAUACACCAAAAUCAUUAAUAACAAAUUCAACCAAUGCUGCAACGGCUCCAACGGCUGGUAGCCAGAGUGCAGUAAUUCAACAGUCCCCAUCUAAUUUAUCAACUCUUUCGACUCUAUCAUCGUCAUCGUCCUCAUCUACAUCGGACUCUUCAUCGUCUUCGGCGACCUCAUCAUCUACCUCAUCGUCGUCAUCCACCUCACCCGCCAGCAAUGUCGACAGUUCUGACUCCUCGUCGUCGGUGCAGUCGACUGAACAUGCGGACACACAGGAUUUAACCAUUUCGGGGCAAUGUCCCAUAGCAGUGUUUGGCGACAAUGAUAUAACACUUACCAAGAACACUGUCAACGAAGCUCUUGUAACGGCAGCUGUGGCUGAUGCUAGAGAUAGUACAAACAGUGCCACAGCGGCGGACGACGUCGUAGCCUCACCGGCAGCACCUCAACAGCGUAACCGCAAAGCUUCAUGGAUUGCAAAUCCAACAGCAGUUGAUAAACUAUUGACACUAUUCCAUAAUCCAUUUCAGCGUAGCUCAUCUCCGGAAUCUAAAGGCGUCACAAGUACAUCAGCGAUAUCUACAACAGAACCGACACAAUUCAGUCAAGCGCCUUUGGAACAAUGCACUUUGGAUCAGCAACUUUCGGCUACUUCAAAAACGCUUUUGCCUUUAAGAAAACAGUCACCUCCAUCAUGGUCCAAACUGGGCACAGACAUGUUUAUUGCUGCCAAUAGCAAUAACGCAGAUUUGGCAAAUACUGUGGCAACCACUGCUGCUGCCGUCGUUACAGAACAAUCAAGGUCAUUUUUGGAUGCAGCCUCAAAACAAUUUCGCGUGUUUCGUCAAAAUUUAUCAUUUGGCAACGAGUCAGUCACCACGGCAUCGACGACGACAAUAACCUCAUCUACCGUUAACAAUCCCAAUAGUGGAGAAGCAGAAAUGAUGACCGGUAUGUUGCACAGCAACAGUGGUGCUGCCGCAGGUGUCGUUGGUGGCAUCACCAGUUCUUGUUGUAUAGCUCCAUCAUCCUCCGCAGUCGAAUGCAAUGUCGACACUUUACCCACCGAUGUAAAACAAGAAAUUAAAGAAAACAUUUCCCCCGAACACACAAUUAACGAGGAGACAUUACGAACCAUACAGAAAAUGGCGGGCAACGCAACGCCACCAACUGCAUCAGUAACGACACCAGCCGAGUGUAAUUACGACGUUGAAGAUUUUGUUACGAAGGACACACAAACUGGACAUGAACAGAAAUGAAUCAAAAUAUUACAUGGAUCUAAUUAUUCGCACAAUAUGGAAUCAGCAGCAGCAGCAGCAGCCACAGUAGCCACUUCAACUUUUAAAACUAUUCUGGAAUUUUUUUAUACCUAUUAAGUUCACCAAAAUGCUUACACUUUAAUUUACAAACACACUCAUUCUACACACACACACACACACACACUCAGCAAUUGGUUUUUCUAAAAAUUAAUAAGUUUAUACACCGUUCGUUACAUACACACAAUUCGUCAUAAUUUUUUUAUUAAGUGAUUAUUUUCGCCUCGUUUUUCUUUUUAUAAAGUUAUUGUGUUUGCUUAUAUUUUGAGCCUUGAUCCACCUACACACACACACACAAUUACAAAUUAUUAUCACUAUCUUCUUGUAGCCAGCCAACACACAUUAGUUUAAGCGUUUUUUUUUUUUUUUUUGUAUUACUAUCAAUAUAAAUAUUAUGAUACGAUUAUGAUGGACCCACAUUUAAAGGUAAUCUUAAAUAUAUGAGAUCUUUUACAUUUCUUUGUACUAUUGCAGUCAGCGACCGCAGGCUCAGUGUAUGUGCAUAUUUGGCCAAGUGGAUAAAGCGACCGAUGCAGGAUCGAAGAAACAACUGAAACCCGCAUGAAAGUGUACGUUAAGUACAGCAUAUGUACAUGCAGCGCGGAUCGUUGUAUAACCAUUAUAUGUUUGUCCUUUCCAUCUCUUCGUGGAUGCAUAUUUUAUUUUGAGUCUGAAACAAGGACGGUCUGUAUCUUUGUGGUCAUUUUCUAGCAAAAUGGUGUUAGAUAUAUGUAUAUUUUUUUAAAGACGUCAUCUCUCAGCACAUUUAUGUGUAUAAUCCAUUAUUAUUAUUAUUCUUAUAAAAAAUAAAUUCCAUAGACGUUUUGCAAACUAAAAUCUGAGAAACGGCGUCGAAUAUGACUGUAAUGAAAAAUUUGGAAAUUAUCGCCCGUUCUUCAUUUGACGGAGAGAAAUGAAAAGAAAACAAACUGGUACCGAAGAGUAAGAUCGCCGUUGCACAAUGCAAAAGUCACAUGCCCAUUCUAUAGGAAUGGCAGCAGCAACAACAACAAUAUUAACUCCUAUUACGGCAAGGAAAGCACAACCACCAGCCCCCCAUCCCCAUUGAUCUCAAUGUAUGUGAUAAUGUCGCAACACUAAGAGAGUUGCGUCGCUUACUAAUACUAAUACAGUUUAUUAUAGUUAGUCAAACUAAAUAACAACAAAAACAAACAAUACAUGUAUAUUUAUGAAUACAUAAUGAAGAACAAUUGUUAAUAGUAAAUAUAUGCGAUUAUAUAUUAAUUAUUAAUUAUUGUUUACUAAUUAAAUAAUUAAUUAUUGUUAUAUUUUAUAGUUUUAUAUAAUCUGUCCAGCACACUACACUUCCCCCAAUUUUGAGUUUAUUUGAAAUUGUUUUUAUUUUAGUGGCAAAUGCUACCUCCUCCUCCGGAAUGGAAUGUUGUUGUGCAUCUCGAACACCGGUUACUUGUGCAGCGGUUGGAACAAUCUUCGCGUAGCAAACUUACUUAACAAUUUAUAAAAAUAACAAUCCAAAGAGAAAUUUACAAAUUUAUAUAACUAUUACAAAAAUAUAUUGUACCUACAUGCAUACAGAAUGUAAAUCGACCUACUACAAGUCACAGCAAUUAGUAGCUAAGUAAAUGUCUAAACUGAUAUUUACAAUCAUCCUGCAAACCCCGUAAAAAUUGAGUAAAAUUAGUUGAAUAGAAACCAAUAAAGGAACACAAAAUGAUAUAAAUUAA
Molecule: messenger RNA, 7079 nt
Organism: Musca domestica (house fly)
Lineage: Eukaryota; Metazoa; Arthropoda; Insecta; Diptera; Muscidae
Product: serine-rich adhesin for platelets-like
Exons: 5
Coding region: 1-5316 (1771 amino acids)
Source: RefSeq, a predicted model, not a curated record